UCAUUAUUUUUCAAGUGGUUAAAUGAAAUCACACGUGAAAAAAAAAAGUGUAAUAUUUUUAAAUUUUGAUAGGAGUAAAGUUGAGUUUGUAAGCUUAACAAAAGGUAAAUUUAUAAAGUUAACAUAUCUAUAAUAGAAAUGAGACAUUUAGGGUAGUUUGAUCCAAUAAAAAGAUGGGACACUUAGGGUAAAUAGGAGGGAGUAUCUAGUAAUACUACCACCAAUUCAAUUUAGUUGUCCCAUUUGAUUUGGGCACAAAUAUUAAGGAUUAGAGAGGACCACUUAAAAUAGUAGACUCAUAUACAACAUUGGGUAUUUUUAAUAUUAAGGAAAUAGGGAACUACCUAUAAAUAUAGAUCUUAAAAUAGAAAUGAGACAAGUAAGAUAAACUUACCCAAUAAGAAAAUUGAACAAGUAAAAAGAAUCGGAGGGAGAUUAAUAAUAUUUAAUUAAUUUCUAAUCUAAAAUGUUUAAUUAAUUUCAUAUCUAAAAAAACAUUUAAUUCAAUUCUUAUCUAAAAAAAUAUUUAAAAUAUUGAUAAUCAUAUGGUUGAGGAUUUUUCAUUUUCAUAGUGACAAAGUUUUGAUUCUCACUAGCUUCUAUUAAUUAUUAAUUCCUAUUUUGUAUCGUUAAAAAAAUUAGUUAAUUCUCUUGUUAAGUAAAAUUAAUUGAUAUCACACAUUAAACAUAUUAUUGAUUGAAGAAAUAAAUCAAUUGGAAUUUGGAAUACCUCCUAAAAAAAUUUAAUCAUAAAUAAAAUAAAUUAUUUCCUAAUAAAAAGAGCCUAAUUAACUAAUGGUAGUUUUUUCCUUGUGCCACCAAAAGAAAGCUGUAAAAUACUCCACACCCUUCAUUAAAAUUGCAAACAAGUUGUAAAUUUAUAUCUAAUUAAAGAUACAGGGAAUAAGAGCACAUCAUGGAUUGUCAAAUGUUGAUAUGGGUUUCAUAUAAAUGCAAAACUUCUAUCAGUUUCAUUACAAAUUAACCAUUACUAUUAAAAAAAUAUAAAUAAAGUUAAUUGUAUUGGUUAAUUUAAUUUUAACCUGGAGAAAACAUGGAGAAACAAUCAAAUUUGUUUCUCUUUUUGUGUUCUUUAGGAAUUUUCUUCGUCUUAACUUGGGCACAAGAUUCUACUCAUCAAGAAUCCGAGAGGUAUUGGAAAUUACGUGAGCAAGAAGCCAAAAAGAGAAAUAGAGAAGCUUACCGUCCUUAUCCUUACAAUGUCACCAACCACCUCAAUCAUCGAGCUCGAAUGUUACAAACUAGGUUGGAAAAGAAUGAAGUGAGAACAAACAGCACAAGAAGGGAAUUGGCAAAGAGGUUCAGAAAAGGUUGCAUGUACACAAACCCUAUAGACGAAUGUUGGAGGUGCAAACCUGAUUGGGAAAAAAAGAGAAGAGUGCUAGCCAAGUGCGCUUUAGGGUUUGGAAAGGGAACCAUCGGAGGCAAGCUAGGGCGCAUGUAUUUAGUAACAGACUCUUCAGACAAUGAUAUGGUUAACCCUAAACCUGGAACUCUGCGCCAUGCAGUCAUACAAAAAAUACCUCUAUGGAUUGUCUUUGCUAGGUCCAUGUCAAUUAGGCUCAAUCAAGAGCUUAUAAUGACGAGCAAUAAGACCAUUGAUGGUCGAGGUGCAUUCGUGACAAUCAAAGACGGAGCUGGUAUCACGAUUCAAUUUGUAGAGAAUGUAAUAAUCCAUGGGAUUAGAUUUAGGAACAUUGUUCCUGGGAGCGGAGGAAUGAUUAGAGAUUCAGUUGAUCAUUAUGGUUUUAGGACCGAAAGCGAUGGAGAUGCCAUUUCUAUAUUUGCAUCAAAUCAUGUUUGGAUAGAUCAUUGUUCUUUUUCUAAAGCGGCUGAUGGGAUUAUCGAUAUCAUUAAAGGAUCCACUGCCAUUACAAUUUCCAAUUGCCAUAUAACUCAUCACGAUAAGGUAUUCUUGUUUGGGGCAAACGACAAGCAUUAUGAAGACAGAAAUAUGCAAGUUACACUCGCAUACAAUCACUUUGGAAAAGGCUUGGUACAAAGGAUGCCAAGAUGUAGAUGGGGAUUCUUCCAUGUAGUCAACAAUGACUACACCCAUUGGCUGAUGUACGCCAUCGGGGGUAGCAUGAACCCAAUCAUCAUUAGCGAGGGAAACCGAUUCAUCGCCCCUCCUGACCCGAGAGCCAAAGAGGUUACACACAGACAGAAUCCCGCGUCUGCAUGGGACAGUGGAACAUGGAUCUCGAACAAGGAUAUGCUAAUAAAUGGAGCAACCUUCCAAACGUCAGCCUCUACUAAUCUUGGCAACAUUGACAAAACUAAGAUGAUGCGUCCAAUGCCUGGUACAUUUGCUGGCCGUGCUGUGAAGUACGCCGGACUAUUGAAGUGUAGUACUCGAGUUCCGUGUUGA
Molecule: messenger RNA, 2392 nt
Organism: Amaranthus tricolor (Joseph's coat)
Lineage: Eukaryota; Viridiplantae; Streptophyta; Magnoliopsida; Caryophyllales; Amaranthaceae
Product: probable pectate lyase P56
Exons: 4
Coding region: 1055-2392 (445 amino acids)
Molecular function (GO): pectate lyase activity
Source: RefSeq, a predicted model, not a curated record